This is a messenger RNA of Osmia bicornis bicornis, 2537 nucleotides long. RefSeq lists its product as uncharacterized. The record is from RefSeq and is a predicted model, not a curated record. Lineage: Eukaryota; Metazoa; Arthropoda; Insecta; Hymenoptera; Megachilidae. Gene Ontology annotation, molecular function: RNA binding.
UACAAAAAUAUGAUUAAAAUUGCGUAAAGCUGAAAUGAGAAGGCUAUACUUAUAACUACCGCAAAAAUAAAUAAUAUUACAUUAGUACUUCUACUAGUACUCCCUUAUUGGGUCUGGAAGUCCUAGUCCCACUGAUUUAAUUUUAUUUAUAAUGUUUAUUUCAUAAUAGCUUAUUAAAUUGUAUCGCAAAUAUAUCCUUAAAAAAUUAUGCAUUUUCAUUGUGCGAAGCUGAUUAUUUACUAUUACAUAUGUCGCUUAUAAAAAGUGAAAAAUAAGGGUUGGUAUCCUUGUAUGCACAGUAGUUUGACAGUGGGGCCAUCGUCGUAGUCUUAUAUGUAUGAUGUAUUUACAUUACAAGUUAGGGAACGUGAGUUUUUCUCUAAGCAUUAUCAACGCUUUUAUCUACAUUAUGAAACGUUCGAUAACAGAUGAAAAUGGAGAAACAAAACGAUCGUUUGUUAAGCAAGAAUGCAAAUUUGGAUAUGAAGGUUCCUAUCCUGUUUUUACCUCAUCAUCUUCUUCUUCGACUGUCACGCAACCUUUGCCAGGACAACCACCAUUACCUCUGCCUCCACCUUCUAGAGUUCCACCACCUCCCCAUGUAUUUGGACCAGUGCCUUCUCUUACACCUAUUCAAGCAUGGACACAUCCUCCUACACCAUGGCAUUGGAUAACACCUCAAACAUCACCUUUACCACCUCCGCAUCCACGUGACAUAACAACAAAUACAUUUCAAAGAGACCUGCCUCUGAGAGGUAAUUACAUGCGACGCGAAAGAUUUACUCAUAAUAGAAGCAAUAUAUAUGUUCAAAGAAGUAACUUUCAUCGUAAAAAUAGACCGCUUGCACGAUUUGGACAAUCUCAGGGUCUUGAUCAAGCAGCAUAUUUUGGUGCCACAUUGAGUAAUACUCUUGGUUUGGAAUGGCAAAGAAACAAUUACACCACAUCUGCAGGCGAUGCUAUUAUGAGUCAUAUGCCUGUUCCUCUUCCUAAUCAUCCUCCUCCUAUACCUCCGGGGAUUUUAACAAAUAGACACGGAGAAGAAACAUCAGAUCAGGAUGUUAAAAUUGUAUUGGAAGAAGUUGUAGUUAAAAAUAAACAAAGGAAACCUAUGUCCCAAAGUUAUCCUAGUCGACCAUGGAAUCGGGAAGAUGCAGAAAGAGCUUUAAAAAUCGAAAAUGAAUAUAAUAAAACAGUAAAGGCUCAAAGUUUAAUAAUAAAAUUUCCAGAUCCUGAUUUAAAUAAAGAUAUUGUUAGAGAAUUUCAUCCUGGUAUACAGAAUAUACAUUUUCAAAGUCCCAGUGGUCCUAGAUACUGUUUUAUACAAAUGGCAGAAAGUGUUAAUAUCGACGAUGCUAUAAAAGAGUUGGAAAAGAUACCUUUUGGAGUAGGCCAUUUAAAAGUUGAAAGAAAAUCUCUAAGAGAUGAAGAUAAUCCAAUGCCUGAAGAAAUAGAUCCUUAUACAUUAUAUAUAGGAAAUUUGCCAGAAUCUGUAAAUGUUAAUGUAAAAAGUAAAUUCCCAACAGCUGCCCGUGUAGAUGUCGGCUAUGCGCAGAAGAUGAGAAAUACGCGAUAUGCUUUCAUAAGAUAUAACAGUGUCGGAUCUAUAUCUGCUUAUAAGCAAGCGCAUGAUUUAAUGUGGGAUACCAGAAGUAUUAUUGUUAGAUUUAGAAGACAGCGAGGCAAUACUUGUCUUCCUGGAGAACCUAAGCCUAAUGUUAAAAAAGUUAAAGAAGAACGAACGAAUAACUCACAAGUAAAAAAAAGAAUUAAAAGUUAAUCAUGUUGAUAAAAUAGAACAAAAUCAGAAGCUGAUGUAGAAAAUAGAUUACAAGAUAAUUCUAGUAAAGUAGCCAGAAUAAAGCAUCAUCUCAGAAUCAGAUCAAAAAAACAGAUUUCGCAAUCCACUUCAUCUUCUACGCCAAUCAUAGCAUCAGCCAAAUCAGCACAGCAACAACAACAACAACCAUGGUAAUAACCGGACCAAUUGCCUCAGAUACUCGCAUCUGAAGCUCCUCCACCUUGUUCAACCAAUAGAGAACAGGUUGCGGAAACAAUAAUGCUUACGGAAAUCAAAGAGGAACCGGAAGAUUACGAAGAAAUGGAUAUGUCGUGGUAACAUUAGAUCCGAUGAUGAAUAGAUGAUGAUGUAAACGAUGAUGAUGACGACGAUGAUGACGAUGAUGAUGAAGAAGAAGACGAUUCGGAUGAUAAUGAUGAUAACGAAGAUGAUUAUGAAGAAAACGAUACAGAAGACAUAGAUGAGAAUGGAAGUCUGUUUAAUGAAAAACACAAAGAAAUCGCGAAAGAUAAGAACCUUCCGAUCAUCUUGACCAAAUGUUUCAGUGAACUGGAGAAUAUGGCCGGUGAUAUUGGAUUUUAAUACAAUUCACGAGCCUGUAUUUCUUUUGUAUUGAUCAGUGUUUGAUUUUUUGAAUAUUUAAUAUCAUGCAUAAUGUGUAAUAUUUCUAGUUUACAAUGUUACCGAGUGAGACUGCAUUUAUUUAACAUAAUUCAGUAAUCGAGUUGUAUUUAAA